This is a messenger RNA of Esox lucius (northern pike), 5845 nucleotides long. It is a transcript of the gene ajm1, whose product is annotated as apical junction component 1 homolog. Gene Ontology annotation, cellular component: apical junction complex; plasma membrane. Lineage: Eukaryota; Metazoa; Chordata; Actinopteri; Esociformes; Esocidae. Gene Ontology annotation, biological process: cell-cell junction organization. The record is from RefSeq and is a predicted model, not a curated record. Bases 259 to 3558 code for a protein of 1099 amino acids. The transcript has 2 exons.
GUCGGCAUCCGACGUAGAUGGUGCAGGGCUCACGCAAAAAUCCAGUAGCAGUGAAAAGAGGAAGAGCACACGAUUGACCGAUAAGGCGGAUUACUGUUCUACCUCUAAAGAUGCUCGAUGUCGUCAUUCGGAAAGGGCUUCUGUAGCAGCAUUGCAUCCCUGUCAAAAAUGGACAAGCAUGAGCUUGGAAUAUGGAUUAAAGCGGGAAUGUCCACCCUAAAUCAACUUGAUGGGGAAAACUAGAAGAGUCCCUUUAAGAUGACACGCACAGACCCACCUGACAUACUGGUGUCGACUGUGUAUAAAGAUAUAAAAGUGUCCCCUUUUUCUUCACACGUCAAGUCCUCCCAAUCCCGCGAACGAUGUGAUUUCCCAAAUCGAAGUGCACUGGAGAACAAUCGGGAUAACAAGAGGCACUGCCAUACCUUUGACCACAAGUCACUGGAGUACCUGAAACACCUCACAUUCUCAAUGGAGUACCCUUACCGGAGGGCUGACAGGCAUGCAGCCAAUCCAGAUGUGGCCUGGAAUGCCGUGGGUCGUCAGCAGGGGUAUCGCUUUUCUGCACCGGAUAUUUUCAGCCAUAGACUGACCCCUCAGCCAAUGGCCACAGAGCGGGCGAGUGAGGUAGUUGUUCCAGAGCAAAGGAAAAGGACCAGGUCAAAAAGUGCCCCCAGAGUCCAAACCAACCUUACCCCUGUGUCCUUUCAGGGGUCCCCUUCCACGAGGAGGAGAGGCAGGGAGGCCCAGAGGGCACCUAGAGACCCUAACUGGAGACCAGAGGUGUCACCACGUAGGGAAUGCUCCUACGCAGCAACCAGGGCAUUAAUGCAUGAGGUGCAUCCCAUAAAGCUCCAGCCACAGAGGAGUGAUGCUAGCCGAUAUUCGCCCCUCUAUGUCGCUGAUCAUGUAGAAGAGGGAGGGCCAGACAAACCGGCCACCAGCCCUCACGUCAGGUGUCGGGUGGACAUCAAACCAGAUGCAUCCGUCUUACAACAGACGGGACAAAAACCUGCUACUCCCAGAGUUGACAUACCUUGGCAGAAGUACCCCAGUGGGGGAAACAGGAGCCUGACAGUACCUCGCCAUUUCUCCUUUUCAAGGACCCCAACUCCCACGGACUCUUUCAGUGGUGAGUAUAGGCAGGCGUACCAGUAUUCCCGCAGCAUGCCAAAUAGCUACAUUCAGCCCGUGGAGAUACCUCUGCAAAAAAUGCCUUCCCAGAGUGAUUACUAUGGUAGGGAACGCAGGGCUCAUUCCAGUCCCAAUGUGCCAACCAAAUUAUUUUAUGCAGAUGACCCUGGGAGAUACAUGGCUGCAGCUCAUCCCCAACCAAGGAGUUACUAUCAAGACGAUCGCUAUGGUAUGCCUAGCCAAAAUCUUCCUCCCAAAAUGCAGUAUGUACACGAUCCAAGGACUCGCUCAGUGCAUACUGUACCGGCCCGAUCCUAUUACACAGAGGGCGAGACAUACCAAUACCCAGUUCAGGCUGCAUAUCCAAAAGCUUAUGCAGGAAGUGAACCAGGGCCGUACAUCAUUCAGACUCCACCGGCAAGAACGUUCUAUGGGGACGAUCCGAGGACGUAUCCAAUUCAGUCUGUUCCGCCACGGAUAUUUUACGCGAAUGAGAUGUACGCACCUUCCCAGGAGCAUUACAUUCCAGCUAGAGCAUAUUAUACGGAGGGGCGUCGGCAUGCUCGAGUUGUUCAACCUCAACCCGAUGACUGGUAUGGGUCUGAGGUGUCUGGUUACUCCACUCAUCACCCGGCAUCGUAUGUCUCUCAGAUCACCCCGACCAGAGUGGUUAGGCAAGAGCCGAUGCUCACACCGUGGUAUGCCAACCCGUGCAUUGAGCCAACGCGAAUUGGCACCGACUCCAAACCUUACUCUAGGUCUUGGGAUAAUAUCCUUAACUCCCGUGUGGAGAGGGAGCAGCCUAUUCCAGUUCAGAGGGGCCGGAGUUACGAGAACCUUCUUGCCCACGUAAAACGCAAUGCGGCUGACGAUGACAGACCACAGCCAGUAGUUGUCAAUCUUUCAAGUUCUCCAAGACGUUAUGCAGCCUUAUCUUUGUCUGAUAACUCUCUAAUUGACAAAAGCCCAACAUCUGAGUCAGGAAAGACCUCCUCCAGUAAGCUCUGGUUUGUUGCCCCUGAGAUCACUAUCACUGAUAAUGACAUUCGGCCAGGCAACCUUAACAAGUACGAGGCGAGGUCUGCCAGCUGGGAUGUGCUGGACUCAAAAAUGGCUGAAUUUCCAGAAUCUUCUCAGCCGGAUACUAUGUCCUGCUCUGUGGACUUCACCAAAGAAAAGACACACAACAGCGCCUCUCUACAGCAAAGCCUGGAGCAACUUGAUGAGCUUCUAGCUGAUCUUGUUACUGACUACAAACCCACUGCCAGUAGGAGGCCAAGUGAAGACUUGCUGGACCAACUCAAAAAGCUGAUUGAUGAAGAAGAGGCAGCAUCUUUGUCCAGAAAGGGCUCAAAGACCGGGUCAGAGGAUCCACCCCUGGACAAGCAGCCCACCUCGAUUAGAAUGAACCCAGAUGCCCUUCAAGACAUGGACUGCAGCAGUGAUGCCCUAAAGAGUGCGGACGAGUGCUCCCCGGAUCAGAGCCCGGAUGAAGAUGACAGCAUGAUGUGUUCGAACAACAAGUGCAGAAGGACAGAGACCCUGUUCAACGCUUGCCUCUACUUCAAAUCGUGCCACAGCUGCUAUACUUACUACUGCUCCCGCAACUGCCGCCGGGAGGACUGGGACAUUCACAAAGAGAGCUGUCUGUAUGGCCGGAUCAGUAGCGUAUGCCGCCAUAUCAUCAAGCACUGCCGAGAGACAGUUGAGGUCCACAAAGCCUUCUCGCGCAUUGCCAAAGUUGGCUUCCUUUCCCGAGGAAGGGGAGUGCUCUUCCUGGGAUUCCCAAAUCCAAGGUUGUCCAGUAGCUUCCUACAGUACGGCCUGGAAAGCCUUCAGAUGUCUCCAACUUACCUGUCCCUACGUGAGCUGGAAGGCUUCAAGGACAACCUAGGGGAGUAUUGCAAGGAGCUCCAGGAGGCAGGCAGGGACUAUGACCCAAACGAAUGUUUUCUCUUGAAUGUAUCCAUUGCUGUUGGGGAACAAAUGCCAGAUGGACCCUCGCCAAGGAAUCAAGCCCCAACUGUCAGGAAAUAUGCCAAGGUGGCUCUCGCCUCCUACAGCCCAGAGAAGAGUAAGGUCCACAAAAAAGACAGUGACAUGGAGACGCUGAUCCUCACGCCACCCCCUGGGAUGGCUGACAUCGACAAAGAAGGAGAGGAGGGCAGGAAGGCCAGGGAGAUCUGCUUCAUCAAUAUACAGCGUGAGCUGCGAAUUCGAGGGGUUUUUCUACGCCAUGAAUAUCCAAAGGUAUAUCAGCAGCUCUGCGAGUUUGUGGAAAGUAACAGGAGGUUCACCCCCACAACCAUCUAUCCCAUUGACAAGAGGACUGGUAAACAGUUCAUGUGCAUGAUCAUGGCUGCUUCUGAACCUAGAACACUGGACUGGGUAGGCACUCCCCAUCUUCUCGAUGACAUAAUUUAAGUGCACCUUUUUGUUGUUUAUAUAUAUAUAUAUAUAUAUAUGUAUAGAAAUACAUAUAUAUUGUUAUACAUAUCUAUAUAUCAAGCCUAUUUAUUAUAAAUGUUUGUAUUUUAUUAUUGAAAAGAGAUAUAUUCAUGUCGGUGUGGUCAGUGUAAAUCAUUGGAUUAUUGCCUGAUUUGGAUACGAGUAUAAUAGGCUAUAUAAUUCAUUUACGUAAUUCACCAGUUCGAAAACUGUAUUCACAAAAUGAAUCAUUUAUUGAUCCCAUUUUAUUUUCUAUUACAUUACUCUGAUUUAUUAUUGUUGGAAUAUAAUUUGGGUAUUUAAACAAUCUUUUAAUUAUUUUUGUAAUUUUCUCAUAUGGAAGAAUCCCCCCAAAAAUGCAUAGCCCUUUCCCUUGACUAAGUAUAAAGUGACUAUUUUUUCAUAUCUGAUUUAAAAUGGCAAAUCAUGCAGAAAAUAUUAAACAUGGAUUAUUUUCAGAGUUACUCAAAUACUUUCUAUGCAAAGGAAAAUGCUAAGUGGGUUGAUUUCCACAUUCUUAUAAAACUGUUAUUUUUGCUUGAUAAAAUAAGACACGAAUACCAUGUAUAUUAUAUUAUAUAUUAUAAUAUAUUAUCCAGUAUCUACUCUUCCUUUUAAAAUUUACAAUAUUUUAUUUACUAAAUCUUUAACAAACGAUUUACCAUUCUUGAAGUUAUUAAAAUUGAGAUUGGCAAAAUACACUACUUUGGGUGGAGUUUGAGUUAGUUUCUCAGAAUGCUCUAAUAGACAUUGUUAAUGAAAAAUUGGAAAGCUGUGAAAAUCCAACAAAAACCUAAGAGAUUUCAAAGUAUCACUGCUUAAGAUUGCAGUGCAGUCAGAUGUUACUUUAUUCCUCAAAGUGGUUUAAAUGACGUGAAUUUUAACACAUUUCAUUAAAAUGGUGCUUUAAUGUGUGCUUGGUAGAAAUACUGGAGCAAUAAUGGACUUGAAGUUAACAUUAUUGAUAUGGUACCAGUCAUGUGCUCCACGCAACAGGUGUUGGCUUGUACUGUUCAAUUUGAAACACUGUGAAUAGUAGAGGAAGUCAAACAUUUAUCAACUUCAGAAAUAGGUGGUACUGUGGAAUCAUGCAAUCUCAUAUAAGCUAGUUGAAAAGUGGCUAUUUUUAACAUAUUUCACAGAGUAUAACACAUGAAAUUAGCGAGAUUCGCUAGUUGUUGUCCUUAGAAAAAGGUGAGCCACGUUUGGCACUGUAGCUGUAUGGUAAGUAAAGUUUAAAUGCUUGAAGAAGUUAGUUGUGUAUUGUGCGGCACUAGGUUGAUUUAUAUAUGUGAUAUUUUUUUGUAUGGGACUUUGAAAAGCAAAUGGGAUAGGAACAGCUACGUUGUCUGAAAAUUAUAAUUUUAUUUAGCCUUAGAUUGGAGAUUAAAAUAUUGAACUGUUAGGAAAUGUUACUUGAGCAUUUCUCUACAAUUUUAUUUUAUACAGGUCUCUGACAAUGGACUCCAGGAAUAAAUAAUUUAAGUGAAGCAUAUAUGUGUGUCGUAUGAACAAGUGGAUACAUGGUACACAGUACAAUUAAAUACUUGCUUGCAGGUUCGCUUCCGACAAUGCUGCAUAAAAAGACGAAUGAUGAGACAAAAUAUCCUUAAUGGAAUAAUAAUUAUAAAUUACAUUUAGCAGAAUUAUUUAUAUAGAAUGGCAUAUGGUGUGAGGAUUUCCAGUGGGAUAUUUACACGCAUCGGGUAUGAAAUGGUGAGCAAAGGGAUUUACUGUAUAUAUCUUGUUCCUGGAUUAACUAGAUAAAAAAGCAUUACUAUUUAUAAAUUCUAGAGUUUAUUUUAAACCAAUUUUCAGUAUCUAUUGCUCUUUUGAGCUCUAUUAUCUGUCAGCAUCAGGUUUACAUGGAGUUACAUGUUAUAGCUCAACACUUUCUGAGGAAGUACUUUUGUUCAUAGCCUGUAGCACAGAUAUUGUAUACUGGUUUGGCUGACUGGAUGUACAGAUGCAAUGAGAUAACUGACUGCAUGUAUUUCGCAUUUAUUUUCCUCUUGCUUUAUCACUACCUUGAUGAUGACCAUAUUCUGCUUGAUGAUUUGAUCUUUAAGAUGGUUGAGAACUAUAUAAAGAAAAAAAUAUGAUAUUUUUCAUUGUGUCAGCUAUUCAAGUUUAAACAAGGAAAUGAAGAGACCUCACAUUAACAAUGUUUAGAAAAUGUUGUUUGUGGUAUUUUUUCUACUUCCAUUGUAUGUAUCUGAGUGUGUGGUAUUUAUAAACUAUAUCUAAUAAAUGGAAUGGGAAC